AAAAAACAAUUACAGCCACGACUUCAAAAAUAAAUGUAUGCAAAAUUAUAAUCAUAUAUAGUACACAUACGGUUCAUCAUAUCAUAAUACUCACUACUCCGGUGAACGCGAUUUGGAUACGUUAUAUGUAGACUAUUCGGUGCCGAAUUUAAUGAUUUUUCUAUAUUACUGUCUUGUAAAAAGCUUAGCCAGUACAAGGCUGUACAGACCCGAGCCCAACACGCCUUGCACUACACAGCCGCGGUGUACGGAGUCUGGAUGCUGGCUGCUUUUAUUAAUAGUAUCGAGCUGCCGCGCGAUGAAACCACGCAUGUGUUGCUCUGCGCUGCGCUAGUGAUCAGCCGUUCCUGGAUCAGCCUUCUGGAUCAGCCUCCUGGAGCCCAGAAUGAAUCUGCACUCAGACUGAAACCUCACUGCGCGCUCCGGCAGGACCACUGCUGUUCCCGAGCGUGUAGAUCUGUGGUUUCUAUAAGCUUGCCGUUAUAGCCCGGGACGGAUAUAACGGAUUUCUGUGGCGGGUCGAGAUUCUGGGAGCCGAUACCAGUACCGUGUUCCGUGUGCGUAAUGUGUCAUAGCAAAGAAAGGCAGUAAAUAAACGGGACACGUCCAUCUGCAAUAACGAGCGAAGAAGACGCGAUCAUGGCUCCUCCACAUCCACCCUGUGCGUGCUCGACUGCCAUGCCUGCACCUGCGCUCACUUUCAACCUCCUUCUCUGGACGUUUUUAAUCGCCGAUCUUCCGUCAAGUUCUGUCCAAACAGAAAACGAUGAUGAUGAAGUGACUAACAAGACAUGGGUGCUGACACGGUCAGCGAAGGUGCAUGAGAGUGAUGUCACUCACAUUUUGAACAGUCUACUAGAUGGCUAUGACAACAAGUUACGACCAGACAUAGGAGUCAAGCCGACGGUGAUACACACGGACAUGUUUGUUAACAGUAUUGGCCCAGUAAACGCAAUCAACAUGGAAUACACCAUCGACAUCUUCUUUGCUCAGACGUGGUACGACAGACGUCUGAAGUUCAACAGUACCAUGAAGGUCCUGCGUCUCAACAGCAACAUGGUGGGCAAGAUCUGGAUCCCUGACACCUUCUUUCGUAACUCCAAGAAGGCUGACGCCCACUGGAUCACCACGCCCAAUCGCAUGCUCCGCAUCUGGAAUGAUGGGCGGAUACUGUAUACUCUGAGGUUGACCAUCGAUGCUGAGUGCCAACUCAAACUGAAUAACUUUCCCAUGGAUGAACACUCAUGUCCCCUGGAGUUCUCCAGCUAUGGCUACCCUAAGGAGGAGAUCAUUUACAAGUGGAAGAGGAGUUCUGUUGAGGUUGGUGACAUCCGCUCAUGGAGGUUGUACCAGUUCUCCUUUGUGGGCCUGAGGAACACUUCAGAGAUCGUCCGAACUGUGUCAGGUGACUACGUCGUUCUGACAGUCUUCUUUGACCUGAGUCGGAGGAUGGGAUACUUCACCAUCCAGACGUACAUCCCCUGCACCCUGAUCGUCGUGCUCUCAUGGGUCUCCUUCUGGAUCAACAAAGAUGCUGUGCCCGCUCGCACGUCCCUGGGAAUCACAACUGUCCUAACUAUGACCACGCUAAGUACCAUAGCUCGGAAGUCCCUGCCAAAGGUGUCCUACGUCACGGCUAUGGAUCUGUUUGUGUCCGUCUGCUUCAUCUUCGUCUUCGCCGCUCUGAUCGAGUACGGAACGCUGCAUUACUUCGUGAGCAAUCGGAAGCCCAGCAAAAACAAAGACAAGAAGAAGAAGAACCCACUCCUCCGGCUCUUUUCAUCCAAGCAGACACCGACCGUGGACAUCCGGCCGCGCUCAGCCACUGCCAUCCAGAUGAACAACGCCACACACUUGCAGGAGCGCGACGAGGAGUACGGCUAUGAGUGUCUGGACGGCAAAGACUGCACCAGCUUCUUUUGCUGCUUUGAGGACUGUCGCUCAGGCGCCUGGCGUCGUGGCCGCCUGCACAUCCGCAUCGCUAAGAUCGACUCCUACGCACGCAUCUUCUUCCCGACUGCCUUCGGUCUCUUCAACCUGGUCUACUGGGUGUCAUAUCUGUACCUGUGAGAUGCCUGGGAAUGCCUCGCCCUCCCGGGAAUGCCUCGCUCGCCCUUGUCGUCCGCGUUCUGUAGUCCAGCACCAUUUCAAUUCAGAAGAUCUGAUCCACUGAGAGAGCAGAAGUUGUACUUUUUUUGGUAUCAUUCUCUUCUUCUGAAUUUCUGAAUUUUUUUUUUUCUAAUGAAUGUGUGUUGUGUACAAAGCAAAACUUGUAGCAAAAUAAGUUGAAGAAACAAAAGAAAGGACCUGAAGUUUCUAGCACAUCGAGGGUUCUCUGCUAUGUUCUGUUGGUAAGAGUUUGGGGCCAUGUUCUCGAUGACAUGGCCUGAUGGGAGUAAGGGGGGCGGGUAGCACCGCACAGAGCUAUGAAAACAACUUUGGACAAGCACAUCCAAACAAGUACAUGUUGUUAUUUACAAACCAGUCACCAUUUUUAAAGGCUCUGUAAGUGGUGUCUGAGUUUACAUUGUUUAUUAGUUAACAAACCUGUCCUGAUGUCACUGUCAUUUUAAAGCUACACAAAAAGUCAGCUGUGACACUUUAAGUAUUUGAGGUUUUAGAGUACGUGUUAACCCUCUUCUGUUGUCACAGCUGGUCAAAUCUAUGGUCGUCUGUACAGAGACUGUAAAUACUUUAAUACUGUACACUGUAGUAUUUAAAUAUAAUGCAUGCACCUUUUCAGGCCAAAAAUGAACAAAUAUUUAAAAGUCUUCUGUUGAUGGUUAUGGGUAAAGUACAAACAACAACCACAAGUUAAAUGCUGUUUUUAAAAAUGAAAAGAACAAACAGAAAACUAUUUAUUCUUUGUCUCGAGAACUAAGCUUUCACCAGUGACUCAGUUAACAGUAUUCACAAGAACUGCUGUUCCAUAAAAGCAUACAUAUUUGAACAAACUUAUCAAGACGUUUUUUUUCCAGCUCUUGACUGAUGUCAACAUUUCUCCAUUUCUGUUGUUGUAUAUAGGCUACGCUUCCUGGUCUAAAAUAUUCUGCACUUUGGUAUCUGAAGUGAAUUUUGAGUGUAUAUGCAUUAUUUCCUUUACCACAACACAGUCUUUUUCCCUUUUUCUCUGUUUGAGACAUUUGUCCCACAGCACAAAUGUGAGGAUGUGAGGAUAAAUUGAUUCUGUGUGGGACAUUUCAGCUCAGUGUAGUUUGCCGUGGAGGACAUUAGUAGCAUGACGUAGAGGAUGCGGAGGCGGGUGUGGCUACACAUCCACUACAUCUAAACCUCUGUACAUUUCCCCAAAAGGCUGCAGGUUAUUUCUUUAGUUCAUCAUUUAUAUGAAUAUCAGUUUUGCACUAAAUUGUUAUUUUGUUGAUUAUUACCAGUCCAGGUAACAUGUGGAAUAUCAGCCUGGUUGUAAAAAAAAGAAAAACUUGCAAUAUACCUGUCACUUCAAUAGAGGCUGUUAUCCAGGACACACCUCACACCUGUCACUUCAAUAGAGGCUGUUAUCCAGGACACACCUCACACCUGUCACUUCAAUAGAGGCUGUUAUCCAGGACACACCUCACACCUGUCACUUCAAUAGAGGCUGUUAUCCAGGACACACCUCACACCUGUCACUUCAAUAGAGGCUGUUAUCCAGGACACACCUCACACCUGUCACUUCAAUAGAGGCUGUUAUCCAGGACACACCUCACACCUGUCACUUCAAUAGAGGCUGUUAUCCAGGACACACCUCACACCUGUCACUUCAAUAGAGGCUGUUAUCCAGGACACACCUCACACCUGUCACUUCAAUAGAGGCUGUUAUCCAGGACACACCUCACACCUGUCACUUCAAUAGAGGCUGUUAUCCAGGACACACCUCACACCUGUCACUUCAAUAGAGGCUGUUAUCCAGGACACACCUCACACCUGUCACUUCAAUAGAGGCUGUUAUCCAGGACACACCUCACACCUGUCACUUCAAUAGAGGCUGUUAUCCAGGACACACCUCACACCUGUCUCUUCAGAUCGAGGCUAUUAUCCAGGACACACCUCACACCUGUCACUUCAAUAGAGGCUGUGAUCCAGGACACACCUCACACCUGUCACUUCAAUAGAGGCUGUUAUCCAGGACACACCUCACACCUGUCACUUCAAUAGAGGCUGUUAUCCAGGACACACCUCACACCUGUCUCUUCAGAUCGAGGCUAUUAUCCAGGACACACCUCACACCUGUCACUUCAAUAGAGGCUGUGAUCCAGGACACACCUCACACCUGUCUCUUCAGAUCGAGGCUAUUAUCCAGGACACACCUCACACCUGUCUCUUCAGAUCGAGGCUAUUAUCCAGGACACACCUCACACAUGUCCCUUCAGAUAGAGGCUAUUAUCCUUGAAACACCUCAUACCUGCAUCAGUGUGUGUUUAACUGCUGUAUCAGUAACAUGCAUCAGUGUGUGUUUAACUGCUGUAUCAGUAACAUGCAUCAGUGUGUGUUUAACUGCUGUAUCUGACCUUUGGCAAGUGCCAGCGUGUGUGUGCUGAUGUGUAAACGCGGCAAGUGUAUUUACCACUGUGCAGAACAUCCAGUUCCAACAUCACACACACCAACUACACCACUAUCACUUAGCUGCAAAAAAAUACACUCCUCACAUUCCCCUCUCCCUGUGACCUCAUCACCUGAUAUCAGGCUUCUGAUGUUGGAUCAGUAACUCACAUGGGGGUAUUUUCACAGGGAAGGUUUUCAACCCAUUAAAAAGUUCUUAGCAUUUUGGGGAGAUGGUGGAUUUGGUGUGUGUUUGCGUGUGUGUAGACACUGUAGAACAGGGAGGCGCUUUGCUCUUCUGAAUGUCUUACGUGUUGGAGUAUCCCAACCCUGUCCAGUUUGCUCAGUGCUUCAGUCGUCUGUUUGCUUUGACAGACAUUUCUAGAUGAUCCCUUUGACAUUCACAGUUCAUCUUUAAAACACAGGCUGCAACAGAAUUGGCGAAAUUUGCACUGAGUUGUUUUGCUUUAUUUUUUCCUUUGAAAGGCAGUGGGACUGAUGUGAGUUGUCUGAUUAUAAUUCCCCCUUCCUGUUAGUAGAGCUGUGCUUCUGUCUGAUUAUAAUUCAGAUUAAAUCGAUGCUGCAUGCAUCAGAUGGGGCACGUCCACUCUCUGUAAAUAUUGGUUUCACAGUGUGUGGAUGACCACAUUUAAGUGCCAGGAUAUACAGUAUCUUAAUGAACAACUACUUCAUACCAUUUUGUGUCAUGGAGCUACUAUAUGUACUGAUGUAUUUAUUCAUUGUUUGUUUAUUUAUUUAUUUUUAAGAUUGUAGAAAAUAUGUAUAUGCUCUCAGGUUUCAUGGAAACCAGUUUGAAUCAUUGAAUACUUUGUGUGGUUAUGACAGUGUUCUGUUUGUAUUCAGCCAUUCCACCUUAAUUUGAUGUAGAUACCAAAAUGAUUUAUAAGUUAUAAUAGACGAUGUACAAAGGGCAGACAGGGUCAUGACCCAAGACAGAUGCCCAGUGCCACUGGGAGCACCACGUCUGUUACAUGGGACACAUACAUCAUGGCACACAAAGUUCAGACCUGAGAACCCUGAAGAAAGGGAACUUCUGGAUAUAUCAGAUUAUUAAAUAUAUUGAUCAGUCAAGGAAUUGACCAGUGAUUAAUGAUGGCUAAUAUAGCCAGUAGCAUGGUUUAGGUUAAAAAUAAACCAUGGCAUUAACUUUAAUUCAGUGUUCGUCAUUCCUGCAAUAACAAUGUAGAAAUGACUCUUACAGCCCCUAGGGUGAUCUGAGGUUUCAUUUGGACAUCUUCACGAUGGGCAGGUUUAGUGGUUGUUCGAUAUGUUGUUAGCAGCAAAUUAUUUAUGAUUUGAUUGGGGACGGUGAUCUGUCACAAAACUGGUUAUAUGAGGGACUCUGGUUAUAUGAAGGAACAAACUUCACAUCUGCUAGCUCUGAUAGCUGAUCUCUGACAGCUCUGUGGGAUGCUGAGGUCCAGGUCAACGUUGAGGUUAAUGUUGUCUUUUUUUUUGUAUCGCUGUGAACACAUAUGUGCAUCACUUAAACAAUCACCUGUUUCAUACUCCUCAACACAGGCACUGAGACCUGAGCUGCGCACGCAGGAAAUAAAACCACACACUCCAGACCUGCAUGUGCAGCAGGGCGUCUGUUUAGGGCGCGAGGACUACACGGCCGCUCAAACAGCUGGAGUGGAAAUGCUCUGGACACCGACCCCUCGUCCACCUGCCCUCGCCUUGACUGUACAAACAGGUCCAACCCAAGUUAUGAAAAAAGAAAUCAAGACCAAGUGUUUUUUAUUUUGGAAAAUAACAGACGUUGUGAAGAAAAAAAUGUAAAUAAUAUAUAUUGUUAUAUAUAUUGUUUUAUUGUCAAACUGGGAAGACAUUAUUUACCAUUUAUGACAGUAUCUGACAGGCUCUAAAACAAACAAUUCAAUUGAUUUGUUAGUUGUUUGCCAUCUCUCUCUAUAUCCAUAUAUUUAUUGAGUAGUGUACAGGACAAACACCGAUGGUUUGUUGUUAGGGUCUGCAUUAUAUACUUGGAUGUACUGAUAAUCACUUUCUGAAGGGAAAGGAACAGAGGUGUGAAAUUUUUUUCAAUAAAAAGAAUGAACUUA
Electrophorus electricus (electric eel) is the source of this 6623-nucleotide messenger RNA. It is a transcript of the gene gabrg2, whose product is annotated as gamma-aminobutyric acid type A receptor subunit gamma2. Gene Ontology annotation, cellular component: membrane. NCBI's taxonomy places the organism in Eukaryota, Metazoa, Chordata, Actinopteri, Gymnotiformes, Gymnotidae. The record is from RefSeq and is a predicted model, not a curated record. Gene Ontology annotation, biological process: monoatomic ion transmembrane transport; chloride transport; gamma-aminobutyric acid signaling pathway. Gene Ontology annotation, molecular function: GABA-A receptor activity; extracellular ligand-gated monoatomic ion channel activity.